GCGCGCGCUUCGCGGGCAUCAAGGGUCCUCGCGGGGGACUCCGUCUGCUGGCGGGCAGGAGGCAGACUGGUGUGGAGAUGGUGCAGAGGAGGGGAGAAUCCUGGCCUGGAAGAGUCGAGGCGGCUGCGGGGCAGGGACUCGUGGCAAGCCCAGUGGGAAGCCCGGGUCGCAGGGCUCGUGUUCGGCGCCUUCUAUCUCUACCUCUUUCCCAGAAAAGCCAGAAAUGACCAAGUCCUUGGGAUCAGUGUCAUUCAAGGAUAUAACAGUAGACUUCAGCAAGGAGGAGUGGCAGCAAUUGAACCUUGCUCAGAAAAGCCUGUACAGGGACGUAAUGCUGGAAAAUUAUUUCAACUUGAUCUCAGUGGGGUGUCAAGUGCCCAAACAAGAAGUCAUCUUUAGCUUGGAGCAAGAAGAGCCACGUAUGCUGGAUGGUGAAAUCUCAAGCCACAGCUCUCUCGGUGGGGAUAUUGGUUUUGAGACUUCACAGCAGGGAAUGUCUAAAGAAGUUUCAGUCCAGUUUGAGAGAAUUAAUCUCUUCACAAGAGAUGACCCAUAUUCCAUCUUGGAAGAAUUGUGGCAAGAUGGCAGACAGACAGGGAGAUGUGAGGAAAACCAGAACACAAAUGUAACACAAGUUCCCUUUAUCAACAAGGCAACACUAUUUAAUGAGAGAGACUGUGAGUAUAAGGAUAUUGGGAAAAUUGGUCAUGUAAAUACAGCAAGAAAAAGACUCCAGAACUAUGAAUCGUUUGGAAGGAGUUUGAGGCCUAUUACAAGCUUAUGUGAUUAUAGAAACAAUGCAACAGAAAAUCUUGAUAAGAUUAUUGGCUAUGGCCAUAUUUUCACUCAUAUAAAUUCUCAUACAGAAAUGAAUGCUUGUGAAUAUAACCAGUGCAAGAAACUUCUGAGUCAUAAGCAAGCUCUCAUUCAACAUCAAAAAAUUCAUACUGAAGAGAAGCUCAGUUUAUUUUCUGAUUAUGUAAAAAUUUUCAUCCAGAAGCCACACCUCUUUGCAGAUCAAAGUAUUUAUACUGAAGAGAAACAGCAUGAAUGCAGCAAAUGUGAGACAGUCUUCACUCAGAAGCCCCAACUUGUUGUACCUCAGAAGGCUUCUAUAGGAGGGAAACCCUGCACACGCACUGAGUAUGAGAAGGACUUGUCCCUUAAGUCAAAUCAUGAGAAAACUCACACCAAGGAGAAUAAUUGUAAAUGCAGUGAAUAUGGAAAAGCCUUUAUCCAGAAGUCAGAUCCACUCAGAUGUCAGGGAAUUCAUAUAGGAGAAAAACCCUGUGAAUAUCGUGAAUGUGGGCAAAAUGUCUCUCAGAAUUCAAAUCUCAAUGCAUAUAAAAAAGUCCAUAGUGGAGAGAAACACUUUGAAUGUACUGAAUGUGGAAAAGCCUUCACAAGGAAAUCAACUCUAAGUAUGCAUCAGAAAAUUCAUACAGGAGAAAAACCCUUUGUUUGUACCGAAUGUGGGAAAGCCUUUAUCCGGAAGUCACAUUUUAUUACCCAUGAGAGAAUUCAUACUGGAGAGAAACCUUAUGAAUGUAGUGACUGUGGAAAGUCCUUUAUAAAGAAGUCACAACUCCAUGUGCAUCAGCGGAUUCACACAGGAGAGAAUCCCUUUAUAUGUACAGAAUGUGGGAAGGUCUUCACUCACAAGACAAAUCUCAUUAUACACCAGAAAAUUCAUACUGGAGAGAGACCUUACAUAUGUACUGAAUGUGCAAAGGCCUUUACUGACAGGUCAAAUCUAAUUAAACACCAAAAAAUUCAUACUGGAGAGAAACCCUAUAAAUGCAGUGAUUGUGGAAAGUCAUUCACCUGGAAGUCACGGCUCAGGAUACAUCAGAAAUGCCAUACCGGAGAGAGACAUUAUGAAUGCAGUGAGUGUGGGAAAGCCUUCAUCCAGAAGUCAACACUAAGUAUGCAUCAGAGAAUUCACAGAGGAGAAAAACCCUAUGUUUGCACUGAAUGUGGGAAGGCCUUCUUCCACAAAUCACAUUUUAUUACCCAUGAGAGAAUUCAUACUGGAGAGAAACCUUAUGAAUGCAGCGAUUGUGGGAAAUCCUUCACGAAGAAGUCACAGCUCCAUGUCCAUCAGCAAAUUCACACAGGAGAGAAACCCUACAGAUGUGCUGAGUGUGGAAAGGCCUUCACUGACAGAUCAAACCUCUUUACACACCAGAAAAUUCAUACUGGGGAGAAACCCUAUAAAUGUAGUGACUGUGGAAAAGCCUUCACUCGGAAGUCAGGCCUCCACAUACAUCAGCAGUCUCAUACUGGAGAGAGACACUAUGAAUGUAAUGAAUGUGGGAAAGCCUUUGCAAGAAAAUCAACACUGAUUAUGCACCAGAGAAUUCAUACAGGAGAGAAACCCUAUAUUUGUACAGAAUGUGGGAAGUCCUUCAUCCAGAAAUCACAUUUAAAUCGGCAUAGGAGAAUUCAUACUGGAGAGAAACCCUAUGAAUGCAGUGACUGUGGGAAGGCCUUCAUUAAGAAAUCACAGCUCCAUGAACAUCAUCGAAUUCACACAGGGGAGAAGCCAUUUAUAUGUGCUGAGUGUGGAAAAGCCUUCACCAUCAGAUCAAAUCUUAUUAAGCACCAGAAAAUUCAUGCUAAACAGAAACCUUACAAGGGCAGUGACUUUAGGAAGGCCUUAAACUGGAGGCCACAGCUUAGUGCACAUCAGAAAUCAGAUUCUGGGGAAGUAGAUUGCCCAGGGCCACAAUCAUGAUGUGGGGAUACAAAGCAGUGAGAGGCUACAAGCUUGACUAAGAAGCAGGAGGUAAAGCCGCCUUAUCUCUGGUCAGAAGUAUGAAUGUCUGGAUCACAGAGCUGAUGUCCUGUUUCACGUAUGGGGGAGACAUUUUGAAGAAAGUGUUUAAACAAUGUGUGAUGGUCAUGCUUAAUUCCUGGACAGAUACUGGGAUUGUCAAGCCCCUGAAAUAAUAUUAAGUAUGCAAGGAGAGGAUUUGGCAGUCUUUCUUGUUUCAUGUUAUGGAUAAGCAGCUUUAUAAAUUCAGGGCUGUGUUCAAUAUUAACCAAAGGAAUUUCUUAAUGAGUAGAGUGCUAGGAAAAUUUCUCAUUGUCUAAGGAUGCUGAAAUAGAAGCAAAAGUGUAGACCAUUCAGAGCUGUAAUGAAGAGAAUCUAAAAGUUUUUGUGAAUAUUGACAUUAGAGACAAAAGAAAGGAUUCUUUCUUUUUCCUUUUAGGAAGUCAGUUAUUUAUUGUUUACAGUAUCAGUAUGUGGAAAUUUGGAUAAACAUUUUUCUAUUUGACUUUGACAUUAGCAAGUCAGAGCCACAGGCUUACUUGAAUAUUCACAGGCCUCUUUAGUUAACCAGUAUGUUCCCUUAUUUAUUAAUUCCCCGCCAUGACCCAGGUAACUCACACCUAGGAGGCAUAAAGUUUUCCCAUCUUGUAUCCAUACCCAAAGUGACCAGCGAGGUAAGCAGCCGCCCUGCAGACUACUCACCGCCACCUUCGAGCUGGCCCGGAGACCACAGGACUUAGUCUGCACUUUGAACUCUUAACAUCAUCCACAGAAAUCUAUAUUUUUUACUCAUUUCUGUUUGGGAAAGAAAAAUUAAGAAAAUGGAUUCAAGACCUAGAAUUCUUUUCUUCCAGUUUUGUUAAUACAUUCUCUACAUAGUCAUCACAUGCUGGGUUACUACUGGAGGCUAUUGUUUGCAUUUGAAUUUGUCUUCUUAAAAAACAGAGUUUCGGGGCGCCUGGGUGGCUCAGUGGGUUAAGCCGCUGCCUUCGGCUCAGGUCAUGAUCU
Messenger RNA from Neogale vison (American mink), 3784 nucleotides. It is a transcript of the gene ZNF484, whose product is annotated as zinc finger protein 484. Bases 224 to 2737 code for a protein of 837 amino acids. Gene Ontology annotation, biological process: regulation of cytokine production; negative regulation of transcription by RNA polymerase II; regulation of immune system process. The record is from RefSeq and is a predicted model, not a curated record. Lineage: Eukaryota; Metazoa; Chordata; Mammalia; Carnivora; Mustelidae. The transcript has 5 exons.